AUCCAACCUCCCUCCUCCCCUCCUUAUCCUCCAAUUAAUAUUCUUUCAAAAUCACCUUUUACACACACACAUACAUACACAUUUCACAUACUACCACAAUACCACCAUGAACACCCCCGGCACAACCACCAUCACUGGUGGCGGUGACAUGAGUGUAUUCGAGAGACAACAAGAAAGAAUGAAGUGGCAACACCUCCAACAACAAAUUUUUCAUGAUGGAAAUGAUCAUCAAAUAUCCAACAUGUUCUCUUCUAUGCAACCAUCCCAUUUUUCGGGUUUGCAUGGAAAUAUUAAACCCGACCCGGGUAUGGAAAACGGGUGGCCAGAUUUUAGUGAAGGGUGUGGUGAUCAAUUUCCACCAUUAAUGGCUGAUCAGAAAAUCUUGUUAAGAAACUCAAGCUCACUCUCAUUGUCACCUAAGAAAAGAAAUAAAACCCAUGAUGAGGUUUUGAACCUUAAGGUGGUUCCAAAAGAAAAUGAAGUUAAAUGUAAGAAAAUAAAAGGAAGCAUUGAAGAAAAUUCUAAAGAAAUUUCAUCAAAAGAAAAAUCAAAAGUUAUAGAGGCUAAAAAGCAAGAUUUUAUUCAUGUUCGAGCUCGUCGAGGCCAAGCUACUGAUAGUCAUAGUUUAGCUGAAAGAGUAAGAAGGGAGAAAAUUAGUGAGAGAAUGAAAUAUUUGCAAGAUUUGGUACCUGGCUGCAACAAGAUCACUGGAAAAGCAGGAAUGCUUGAUGAGAUCAUCAAUUAUGUUCAAUGUCUUCAAAAACAAGUAGAAUUUUUGUCCAUGAAGCUUGCUAGUCUUCAUCCAAGAUUAGAUAUUGACAACGAUAGCUUAUUCACAAAAGAGAUGUUUGAAGUUUCAGCAGUAGGUUGUUCAUCAGAGAUGGCUAAUUCUAUGUAUUUUCAACUAAACUCGUUACUAGAAAUGGGAAAUAACCCGAUUGAGAUGAUGCUAAGAAGAAACAUGGGUGGUCAAGCCGUUUCAAUCCCAGAAACAUUAGUGGUUUCAUCAUGUGUUAAUCAAAUGCAACCAAGUGUUACAUGGGAUGGUGAUUUACAGAAUUUCUACAAAAUGGAUUUUCAACAAGGAGCAUCAAAACUACCAUAUCAACCCCAUAAAUUUACAGGCUCAUAUGAAGGAAGCAACUUGAAGAUGGAAAUGUAAACUUAAAGAUCCAUUUAAGGAAGUCAUUUUGCAAAAUGAUUAGUUUCAAAUUCUUUAGCAAUUCAUAAUAUUAAUCAUUUUUCCAUGUACAUACAUAAAUAUAUGUCACAUAUGUAAGCAUUCUAGCUAGCAACAAUAUUCACAAAUUGUUAUUCAAGUUAA
Erigeron canadensis is the source of this 1324-nucleotide messenger RNA. Its product is annotated as transcription factor HBI1-like. The record is from RefSeq and is a predicted model, not a curated record. The transcript has 7 exons. Lineage: Eukaryota; Viridiplantae; Streptophyta; Magnoliopsida; Asterales; Asteraceae. Gene Ontology annotation, cellular component: nucleus. Gene Ontology annotation, biological process: regulation of DNA-templated transcription. The coding region runs from base 107 to 1162 and encodes 351 amino acids. Gene Ontology annotation, molecular function: protein dimerization activity; DNA-binding transcription factor activity.